CGACGACGACGACGAUCGAGGACCGGUCUACCUUCUCUCUCUCUCUCUUGUUCGGUGCACCACCCUCCGACACACCCUCCUUCACCAGGCGGCGCGGUUACGGUCACACGCAGGUCGCAGGACACAGCCCGCCAGCAUAGCCCUACCCCACCGAGACUGCGCACGUUCCAAUAAUCCAACACACUCACCCGCUCAGCCUUGGCUGUUGUAGAGCCCCUUUGGAACGGACGGCAAUCAACGUCAUAACAAGUGCUCGAGCGUCGAAGCGCGUUCAAUAAUAAUCAUAAUAAUAACAGACGCCCCCGUCAGCAGCCGUCCUGCAACUACAGGUCCAACGGUAUUUUUGCGAACAUGAAGGGAAUCGCUUGCUUCAGCAGGAGCAAAAGCAACGCCGAGUUCGAUCAAGACGAGUGCGCGAGAUCGCCAAGGAAGCACCGAAAAGUCUCUCGGCAGGGCAGCAGCAAAUCACAAGCGUCACGAUGCAGCACUGCUUCCAACGCGAGUAUAUCCAGACUGCCGCCAUGCAAACGAGUAUCCGACCCUCAAAUCGAGGCGAUGAUGAUGCCCAUGCCGCAGGAGACCAGGCAGAGCAGAUGUCUACGAAUGAGCCAUCCCAAGAUCUACGGCGACAUUGUCAACGAAAUGAAGCGAGAGAGAAAGUCACGUGCGUGGAAGGAUUUUCAAGUAUUCCAUACGGACGAAGUCGACAUGACCAUCUCGGCAGUUGACAUGGCGGCUAAGAAAGCCGCCCAAUACGAACGAAUGGUACGCGACCUGAGCAGCUUUGGUGAAGGCGAAAACCGGCAAUUUCGUCGUUCGAUUGAUGCCAUCGACACCAUUGGAUGAAGCAGUGCCCGCAGUCAGGUGGACGAGUCGUAUGGCUUGCAUCCACAAACAUCUGCAUUCUCCACCGGUCAUCGUGAAAAAUGCGCCGUGGUUUCUUUGUGCGAGUCCGCUGAUUGCCAGGAUCCACUUGCUCCGGACACCGGAGAUGGCCCACAGAGGGCACUAGGCGUCUUGGCUCUCACAUGCACACGUCGACUUUUACCCCACGGGGGUCUGCACGGGUUAUAUCACUUGCUGCCACCAACACGAACACACUUCGACUCUCGACUUCAACAACGUCACAGUCGCCUUCAAGAACAUCAACAACAUGGCUCUACCGGUCUUGACGUCUCCGAUGUCGACUUCACAACACACACUGAAAAGACACGACACGGGUCUGGCCUUGUCUGAGUCACCACCCCCACCACUGGUAACACGACACCAAGAACAAAAACAAAUGACGAGAACAAGAAGAAACUCGACGUCUACGCAGUCAUCGACACAGUCAAGCGACACUUCACAAACCACGCGAACCCGCUUUCAUGUGGGAUUGUUGAUGCCCGACGCUCCUCCAGAUCUACAACACGAAGCGAGACACGCCUCCUAUCGACGUCGCGUGUGCAGAGAUGUAUUUGGCAAGGACAUGCACCUCGACUGGAAAUCAGCGCCAGUUGUUUGCGACGAGCGCUACGACUACGCCUCGCUGCUGUACCGGCGGGAAUUGCGCUGUGUCGCAUCGCGACAAUACCUGUACGAAGUAUACGACGACCUGAAACAAAAAGCGUUACAGCGCACUUGCUGGAAGAUGGUCGAGCCGUCCGACGAUGUCGCCCAAGUUGUUUGCAUUGACGGCGAGGAAAUGAUCGACAUGGUUGGGUGACACCGCUCAACCUAACGUGCGACGCAAGAGAAUUCUGUGGAGGGCCAGAAGUUGUCUGCUGCGAGCUAUAUUUGUGCUCCCGUUCCUGCGAACGUGGGAUGCAGCAUACAGAACACGCCACGUGCAUACCGCGUACACACCCCUCCACAGAGCUCUGACAUGGAGCGGUCUCGAGGACAGUUGCAAAUUCUUUUGCCUAGAUUCGGUAUCUUCACCGGCCUAGGUUGCCUCACACAACACUCAGAGGCAUGUAGAUGAUAGAAAGAGAAUACGACUACUGGACUGGCGCAAGGUCAGGUAGAGGGAACUGGAAAAAUGGCGUAACGUUGGUUGGAGCGAGGUGCGCUGCGGAUAAAAAUUGCUUGGAGAAGCAACAACAAGUGAGCGUUUCUAGCGUUGGCGUUUUUGUAUUUGACACCUCGCCAUUACGAGCAUUGAGGUUUUUGAGGUGUACCAUGCAUGUAUAAAAAUUCCUCAACGAGCAUUUUCCAUGAUGCGUACGAGGAUUUCGAC
Messenger RNA from Sphaerulina musiva SO2202, 2218 nucleotides. RefSeq lists its product as uncharacterized. The transcript has a single exon. Lineage: Eukaryota; Fungi; Ascomycota; Dothideomycetes; Mycosphaerellales; Mycosphaerellaceae. The record is from RefSeq and is a predicted model, not a curated record. The coding region runs from base 1154 to 1705 and encodes 183 amino acids.